Molecule: messenger RNA, 2407 nt
Organism: Bufo bufo (common toad)
Lineage: Eukaryota; Metazoa; Chordata; Amphibia; Anura; Bufonidae
Product: cytochrome P450 2K4-like
Exons: 10
Coding region: 79-1551 (490 amino acids)
Biological process (GO): xenobiotic metabolic process
Cellular component (GO): intracellular membrane-bounded organelle; cytoplasm
Molecular function (GO): heme binding; iron ion binding; oxidoreductase activity, acting on paired donors, with incorporation or reduction of molecular oxygen, reduced flavin or flavoprotein as one donor, and incorporation of one atom of oxygen
Source: RefSeq, a predicted model, not a curated record
GAAUGACAGAAGAUUAGAGACUCCACCAGAGGAUUGAUCUUCUGAGCUGCACAGAGAUUUUCAUAAUUCCCAUUCACCAUGGACCUGAUCACAGUUCUGCUCUGGAUCACUGUCAUCUUAUUUUUGGUUGUUGCUUUUAAGAACCAGAAUCAAGAAAAAUACAAAAAAUUCCCACCUGGACCAAAGCCUCUACCGAUCAUUGGAAAUGUUCUCAUGCUGAACAUGUCAAAGCCUCAUAAAUCAUUUCUGGAGCUUACUAAGAAGUACGGCCCGGUCUUGAGUGUCCAGAUUGGCAUGACAAAAGCAGUUGUCCUUUGUGGCUAUGAAGCUGUUAAGGAUGCGCUCAUCAAUCACGCUGAUGUAUUUUCUAACAGACCUCAUGUGCCUGUGUUUGCAAAAACACAGGGGAACAAUGGUAUUGUCUUUUCCAAUGGAGAGAACUGGAAAGUGAUGAGAAGAUUUACGCUCUCCACACUACGAGAUUAUGGAAUGGGCAAGAAAACCAUAGAAGACAAGAUCAUCGAGGAGGCCGAGUUUUUAGUUCAGAAGUUUAAAUCAUAUAAAGGAAAGCCUUUUGAUAAUCUGACCAGUAUUAAUGCUGCUGUCGCCAAUAUAAUUGUGACCAUACUGCUCAGUAAUAGAUUUGACUAUGAGGAUCCGAUCAUACUGAAACUUAUUGGUUUAAUUAAUGAAAAUAUACGACUUCUGGGAAGCCCAUGGGUCAGGCUGUAUAACAGUUUUUCAUUACUAAUGGACUGGCUCCCUGGACCUCACAGAACUAUUUUUGGGAACGCCAAGGAGUUUCAGAAAUUUAUAACAGCGACCUUUACGAAACAGAAGACAGAACUGGAUGUAAAUGACCAGAGGAACCUUAUUGAUGCCUUCCUAGCCAAGCAACAAGAGGGCAAGCCUGAAUCUACUGAGUAUUUCCACAAUGAAAACUUAACUGUACUGGUUGGAAACCUGUUUGCUGCUGGAAUGGAGACAACAUCGACCACACUGAGAUGGGGACUUCUACUCAUGAUGAAAUACCCAGAAAUUCAACAAAAAGUGCAAGAAGAAAUUGAAAGGGUGAUUGGAUCGACACAACCUCAAAUGGAGCAUAGGAAAGAAAUGCCGUAUACAGACGCCGUCAUUCAUGAAAUUCAGAGAUUUGGGGACAUUGCACCGAAUAGUGUCGCACAUACAACUUCUGAAGAUGUCACAUUCAGAGGGUAUUUUAUACCAAAGGGCACUAUUGUUAUUCCGCUGCUGCACUCGCUACUUAGAGAAAAAAAAUACUUUGAGAAACCUGAAGAGUUUUUUCCAGAACACUUUCUUGACUCUAAAGGAAACUUUAAAAAGAACGAGGCCUUCCUACCCUUCUCAAUAGGAAAACGUAGCUGUGCUGGGGAAACUUUGGCUAAAAUGGAACUUUUCCUGUUUUUUACAACACUAUUACAAAAUUUCACUCUCCAACCUGUACCGGGAGCCAAACUGGACCUAACUCCUGCACUUGGGGCUACAAACUCCCCCAAACCAUUUGAGAUCUGUGCCAUAUCUCGCAGAUAGAUUACAUUUUCAGUCAACGUUGGCAUGAGAUAUGUUGUAUGACAGUUUGACCUGUUAAUGCUCAGUGACAUAAUAAUAGUACGUUGAGGUGAUGGCUCAGGGGCAACUUGUCGUUGUAUAAGGCAAGUGAUCACAAGACUGCAAAUUCAAGUCCCCUAAGCGGACUAAAAAAAUGCAAAAAAAAGUUCAUUAAUGUCUUCAAGUAUAACAAAAGUGUAAACUUAAAAAUAAACCGUUUCAUAUACAGUAUAUACAUACAUAAUUGGUAGAGAUUAGUGAUGUUUUAAAAAUUUGGUUCAAUAACUUUGCUGAAGUUUGCCAAGAAAUUUGAUUAAUUCUAAAUUAAUUUGUCACAAAUCGCUAUAAAUCAGGUAUACCCAGGCCAAUCUGCCUUAGGGUAUGGCCACACAGAGCGGCCGUGCUGCGGGCGGGUAGCGACCAUGUUGUGAUAAAGAACUGCGCAGCCAAUUAUUCCACAGCUGCUUUUUAUUUAACAAUGAAGACCGCACUGUAUAGUCCUUCUUCAUUGUUAAUGGCUGCACGGCACCUUUACUGUAAACGGGGGCGCACCCACGUCUCCAACUCCAGCGCUCUCCUACCCUACAGGUCGGAGCCCUUAUUCUGCCAUCUGCUUUUCCUCCUUUUCCACAUCAUCUAAUAUCAAUGAGAAUAUGUAAUCAGGAACAUCCAGCUCCUCCUCUCUCUGCAUUUUGCUGAAUUUUCUAGGACAUGGAGACCAAGAUAGAUCAUUUAGAAGAAGUAAGACCAGCAAAAGAUGAGGAUGUCCUUAAUUUAGACCUGCCCCCCCUAAGGGGUGCAGACGGUAUGGUACUGGUUGGCACACUAGCGUUGGAAU